AUGGGCAAAGUGCGUCCGUCCGCGUUGCUGCAGCGCGCCAAGCAGCAGCGGGCCGAGGCUGCCGGCAAGCCGUCAGUGCCCGUCAAGGGAUGCAUCGCGCUGACCCUCCUGCUGCUCGGGGCGAUUCUCUUCCUGCGCAGGACUUCGUCCCCACCCACAACUAGCUCUGCUACCACUUCUGAGUCCCAGUCAUCGCGCAAGCACCUGAUGGAGUCUGGGCAGCAGGGGGCAACAGGCGAGGCAAAAGAGAUCGGGAAGAAGCUUCCUAAAGUGCUAUUAAAGACGUCCUUAGGCGACAUAGUGGUGGAGCUGUAUGCGGAUGAUUGCCCCAAGACCGUGGAGAAUUUCCUCACUCACAGCAAGAACAAGUACUACAAGGGAAUAAUCUUCCACCGGGUCAUCCCAGGCUUCAUGAUUCAAGGGGGAGACCCCACCGGCACGGGCCGCGGAGGCGAGUCCAUCUGGGGCGGCUCAUUCGAGGACGAGAUUCGCACGCACCUGAAGCACGAGCCGUUCACUCUCUCCAUGGCCAACGCGGGCCCGGACUCCAACGGAAGCCAGUUCUUCAUCACCACUGUUGCCACGCCGCAUUUGAACGGACGCCACACUGUGUUUGGCAGCGUCAUUAAAGGGAAAGACGUCGUGCAGGUGUGCUUUCUCCUUCACCUACCCGGCUUUCCUACCUGCCCGCUCCGGCCCACCUGCGGCUGUCCACUAAUCUGUCCUCCCCUUCUCCCCUCCCCAACCCCCUCCCUCCCUCCUUUUUUUAAAAUCUCCUAG
Closterium sp. Yama58-4 is the source of this 780-nucleotide messenger RNA. The record is from the annotation of a GenBank genome assembly. Lineage: Eukaryota; Viridiplantae; Streptophyta; Zygnematophyceae; Desmidiales; Closteriaceae.